Molecule: messenger RNA, 2163 nt
Organism: Candida tropicalis MYA-3404
Lineage: Eukaryota; Fungi; Ascomycota; Pichiomycetes; Serinales; Debaryomycetaceae
Product: glycogenin glucosyltransferase
Exons: 1
Coding region: 1-2163 (720 amino acids)
Cellular component (GO): cytoplasm
Molecular function (GO): glycosyltransferase activity
Source: RefSeq, a predicted model, not a curated record
AUGACAAACGCUGUUUUCACACUUUUAUACAAUCCCAAUUAUCUCGCUGGGGCUUUGGUUUUAGGGACAACCUUGAAAAAACUUUUAUCCAAUUCGGACACUACUUCUACUGUUCCUCCUCAUUACCGUGACACUAAGUUAGGAGUGCUAAUUGAUAAGUCUAAUUUCACCCCUUAUCAAUUGCAAUUAUUAUCAAACUAUUACGAUGAAUUGAUUGAUGUUUCCCCUUUAAAAUCCACCAUUUUUGGUAAAUUAACUUAUGACUUGAAAAGACCGGAAUUAGACAAAACAUUCACCAAGGUAAAAUUAUGGUCAUUACUUCAAUAUGAGAAGAUUUUGUAUUUAGAUUCCGAUACUUUACCUAUAAUACCAAUUGAAGAAAGCGGCGGGUCUAUAUUAGACUUGUUGGCUUUAGAUUUCCCCAAAUUUAAAGUCUUAGCAGCACCGGAUAGUGGGUUCCCGGAUAUAUUCAAUUCUGGUGUUUUUGUCUUGAAACCAAAUUUAGAUGAUUAUUCAAACUUGUCAGCAUUAGUUAGAGAAUCCGCAACAAACCCGGAUGUUUCCUUUGAUGGGGCCGAUCAAGGGUUAUUAAAUCAAUAUUUUAAUGCCAAACCGGAUUGGGUACAAAGUUUAUUGAAAAAGGAUAUCACAAAUAUAUCUGACAUAAACACUACACAAGAUUCCAAUUGGAUAAAGAUUCCAUUUUUAUACAAUGUGACACCAUCAGCAGAAUACGAAUAUUUACCAGCUUUUAAACACUUUCAACAACCUCCUUCCCAGCCUCCUCAAUAUGGACAACCACCUGCUCAAGCUGAAUUGGAAGACCAUGGUGGUGAGCAACCAACCCAAGAUGAAGAAAUCUGGAAAACAACUGUUGAAACUUUGGGUCGUUAUCAUUCUACUGCCUUGCUGUACAUUAACUAUAGAACUACUCAAGUGAAAUUAAUUCAUUUUAUUGGUCCUUUUAAGCCAUGGAAACUGAGUUCAUCCAUUACUGGGAUCCAUAAAGAUUGGUGGAAAAUUUGGAUUGAAGAAUUUGGUGAAAAAUCAGUACCGGAUGUUAUUUAUAGAGAGCAACACCCUAUACAAGAACCAGUUCCAGAAUCUACAUCUCAACAGGCUCAAACAGCUGGUGAUGAAUCUUCAUAUGAAGUUAAAGUUGUUGAAGAAUAUACUGAACCAAUAGCUCCACCUCCACUUGAUGUUUCUGAUCCAAAUACUUUGUUAGACCCAGCUAAUUAUCAACAAUUUGAAGAUAAUGUGCAACCAACAAUUGAUUCUAUGUGGGACCCAACUAGAGAACCACCUCCACAACAUGUGGAAUAUCAUGCUCCUGAAGGUUAUGAAAACUUUGAUCAAAGUUUGAAAUCAUUCACCAAUGAAUGGGACAAUCAAGAGCAUCACCAUCACCACCACCACCACCACCAUCAUGACGAGCCUCAUGAUCAACAUCAACACGAUGUCCACCAUGAACCUUCACCACCACCACAGCCUGCCCCAGAACAACAUUAUGAACCACCACCUCCAGUUUAUCAUGAAGAAUAUCAUCACCAUGAAGAACCUCACCACGAAGAAGAGUACCAUCAUCAUCAACAUCAUGAAGAAGAGCACCAUCAUCACGAAGAAUAUCAUCACAACGACGAACAUCACCAUCAUGAUGAAUCACAUCACCAACAUGAAGAACCUUUCCAUCAAGAGGAACCACAUUAUGAAGAACCACAUCAUGAGGAGCCUCACCAUGAAGAGCCACCGGUGUUCACCGAAUAUGUUCCCGAGGAAAGACCAGACUUAUAUGGUCAUAGAUACGUGAAACCAGAAAGAGUCUUUGAUAACAGUAAUGACUACUACCCAACGCAUCUUUUGCAAGAAUUAGAAAAGAUAGAUAUUUCCAAAGAUGCUGACAAUGGUAGUGGAAGUCAAUCGCCAAGCUCACGUGAUUUGGCCUCUGAGGUUACUAGUUUCAAUGAUAUGAAUGAAGAACUAUCCAAAGAAGGAAUCCUUGAAGAAACUGCUUUCGAUGAAGUUUAUGAUGAAGACAAAGAAGGUAUUGAAGAUGAUCCAGAUCUUACAUUGGAAGGUGAAGAUGAAGAAGAAAUUCCAAAGUUAUUCCCAUGGGAGUUUAGAAAUGAUGGUAAGGUCACCGAGAGAGUAUUUGAUUAUUAA